Molecule: messenger RNA, 2325 nt
Organism: Oreochromis niloticus (Nile tilapia)
Lineage: Eukaryota; Metazoa; Chordata; Actinopteri; Cichliformes; Cichlidae
Gene: coq7
Product: coenzyme Q7 homolog, ubiquinone (yeast)
Exons: 6
Coding region: 156-824 (222 amino acids)
Biological process (GO): regulation of gene expression; ubiquinone biosynthetic process; determination of adult lifespan
Cellular component (GO): nucleus; mitochondrial inner membrane
Molecular function (GO): 3-demethoxyubiquinol 3-hydroxylase activity
Source: RefSeq, a predicted model, not a curated record
UCCUAAACGCUAGUUGGCGCCCGCAAUUAAAUAAACGAAGAAGAAGAGCAGACGUCCGUUACGUGCAGUUACUGGCGUUCAAUGUCAGUUUGAUGCAUGUUUUUUUUUUUACGUUUUUUUAAUUACACAUCUAGUUAAAUCAUUACCGGACUAUCAUGCAGACAGCCGCACUUAGAGUUUUUUGCCACUGGUCUCAGAGUAACAGCACAGCGAUGAUUCGUCAGUGUUUAAAAUGCAGAGCACUAACUCUGCAGCAGAGCUCUCGCGCUUACGGUGUAAUUCCGCCCCCGCGCGACAGUGAGGAGAAGGAGAUGGUGCACCGGAUGCUGCGCGUGGACCAUGCUGGAGAAUAUGGAGCCAACCGCAUCUACGCCGGCCAGAUGGCAGUGUUGGGUAGAUCGAAGACUGGGCCAUUCAUUCAGGAAAUGUGGGAUCAAGAAAAGAAACACCUUGAGAAAUUCAAUGAAAUUCUUGCUGAGAACAGAGUUCGCCCCACAGCACUGUUACCUUUCUGGAAUAUUGCUGGGUUUGUAUUAGGGGCAUCAUCUGCAUUACUGGGAAAAGAAGGGGCCAUGGCCUGUACUGUGGCAGUGGAAGAGAGUAUCACUGAACACUAUAACAACCAGAUAAGAACUCUGAUGGAGAAGGACCCAGAGAGAUACACUGAACUGUUACAAGUGAUAAAGGAAUUUAGAGAUGAUGAGAUGGAACAUCAUGAUACAGGACUGGAGCACAAUGCUGAAAAUGUACCUGGAUACUGGCUAUUAAAAAAUGCAAUACAGUUAGGUUGCAAAGCUGCAAUAUACGUUUCCCAACGUAUCUAACGCUGUUCUUAAAGCAACUGAAUUGUUUUGUUAUUCUGACUCAAUUUUGUAAAUGACUUAAUUUGGACUUGUGUUCUCACUCUGCAUCUUUGUAAAUGUAAAUGAAGUACUUCAACACAAUGUACCUGAUCAUAUCUGUUAAAAUAGAGACACUUGGUGUUACCUACUUUGGGUGUUGUUUACAGUACAUACACAGGCUCUGGGAGGCAAACAUUUCUAUAAUAAAUGUCAGGUCUUGCUUCUGUUUUCUGAAGGCAAAUUUUUACUUUUGUGUUGUGUUACUUUUGUGCUUGCUGCAGGAAGGUCAGUCUGCCUGUCUGAAAAGUGUCAGAGUGUUGAUGAGAAAGUGAGAAACUGGUGAAAUAAAGAUACUCAUGGACUUGAGAUAUUUCCAUGUGUACAUGUAUCCAGUGACCCCCACAUACAUAACAUAUUUUUCAUAUAAUUGUGCCUUAAGUUGCUUCAGUGUUUCUCGUAUCGGCAAGAGCUGCAAAGACCAAUAUUUUAAUAACUUUUAGCUGCCUUUGACCAAAAGCUAGACUCCCUAAACACACAUGAUAAGAACAUAUUAAUCCAAGUACAGACACACACACACACACACACACACACACAACCACCACUACCACCACCAUACCAUUCAACUCCUGUUUCACAUGUAAUAGUUCAUAUAUCAAGCUGAGCAAUGACUUGUCAUCCAGGCCUAACUGCUAAGCAGCCUCACACAGCUGUUCUGGGUACAUUAGGUCACUGAGCAAGAAGGCUUGUCCAGGGGCCCCUAAUAUUCAUCAGGUUGUGCAGCUUGAGCCAAAUGUUCAUUCCCCCCUGACUCAGUAUCAUUCUGUCCAUAUGUCCAUUCAGUUGUGACCCAAACCUGAUUUCUCCUAGUUUAGCAUUUUCUGAGCAUGAGCAUAUGAUACAUGCUGACUCAUGGCCAGUAGUGGGGGUAUUAAUCAUCUUGUUGGUUGAGCAGAUAAUAAUGUUAUUUAAAAAACUGAAAAUCUGAUAUUUAUUCAUUGUAUGUGAAUUGAUAAAUAUAAAAAAAUAAAAACAACAGACAGAGUCAUAGUAAAAUGUUCAGUUUGAUUGUGCCAUCAUAAGAGGUUCAGCCUGCACAUGUUAGAUUAGAUAUUGAAAUAUGCAGAUUUCACUUUCAGCUGCUUUUUAAUGGUGGGUGCCUGACUGCAGGUCAAUCUUUACAUUUGCUUCAUGGGUUAAAUAAUGUUAAAUAAUUUGUAGUCUGCAUUAUCACUGUUAGGUGUUUGUGACUCACUAAAUAAGCCUUACAGAAACUAAACCAGGGUGUAUUCAUGAAUGCGCUACAGCAGUGUUUUUAACGGGGGGAGGGGAAAAAGUGUUUGUGUUAUAUUCCAGUGAAAACUGAAUGCCAGUUUUUCUGACUACUGCUACUGGAACGCUGUCAACUCGGGUAUGACGUCAUUUCCAGCUCCAACGUCCGAGGUAAAAGGAAAGCACCAGUAUAACUUUGUGCCUUUUUCUUUGA